CAGUAUAAGUGCUACUCUCUGCUACAUUUGCAUCUUGCAUUUCGAAGCCAUUGCCGCUCCCAUUCUCUACAGGCUUUUUCGUUAAACUCAAGGGGUAUUAUCGUUCAAUCUUCAUUCCCCCCAAAACCAGAAGGAUGUCUCAUCGAAAGUUUGAACACCCACGACAUGGAUCUUUGGGGUUUCUCCCGAGAAAGAGAGCAGCCCGUCACAGAGGAAAAGUGAAGGCCUUCCCAAAAGACGAUCCAACAAAACCGUGCAGACUGACUGCCUUCCUGGGUUACAAAGCUGGGAUGACCCACAUUGUUAGAGACGUGGAGAAACCAGGAUCAAAGCUCCACAAGAAGGAAGCAUGCGAAGCAGUAACUAUUAUAGAAACACCUCCCAUGGUGGUUGUGGGUGUUGUUGGUUAUGUGAAGACACCUCGAGGGCUUCGGUCUCUUUGCACAGUCUGGGCUCAGCAUCUUAGUGAAGAGAUUAAGAGGAGGUUCUACAAGAACUGGUGCAAAUCUAAGAAGAAGGCCUUCACCAAGUAUUCAAAGAAGUUUGAAAGUGAAGAUGGGAAAAAAGAUAUUGAGUCUCAGUUGGAAAAAAUGAAGAAGUACUGUACUGUUAUUCGUGUUUUGGCCCACACCCAGAUAAGAAAAAUGAAGGGACUGAAGCAGAAGAAAGCCCAUCUGAUGGAGAUCCAGGUUAAUGGUGGAACCAUUGCCCAGAAGGUCGACUUUGCAUAUGGUUUCUUUGAGAAGCAAAUUCCUGUUGAUGCUGUGUUCCAGAAAGAUGAAAUGAUUGACAUAAUCGGUGUUACUAAAGGUAAGGGUUAUGAGGGUGUGGUUACUCGUUGGGGUGUCACUCGUCUCCCUCGCAAGACUCACCGUGGUCUUCGCAAGGUUGCUUGUAUUGGUGCCUGGCAUCCUGCUAGGGUCUCAUUCACUGUUGCAAGGGCUGGGCAAAAUGGUUACCAUCACCGCACAGAGAUGAACAAGAAAAUCUACAAGCUUGGAAAGACUGGCGAGGAGUCUCACUCUGCCAUGACUGAAUAUGACAGGACUGAGAAGGAUAUUACACCGAUGGGAGGAUUCCCCCACUAUGGUAUCGUGAAAGAAGAUUACCUGUUGAUCAAGGGCUGCUGUGUUGGACCUAAAAAGCGUGUCGUGACGUUGAGGCAGUCUUUGUUGAAGCAGACAACGAGAGUUGCAAUGGAGGAGAUUAAGCUCAAGUUCAUUGAUACCUCCUCCAAGUUCGGUCAUGGUCGGUUCCAGACUACACAGGAAAAGGCCAAGUUCUAUGGAAGACUCAAGGCUUAAUUAUCUAAAACAUUGUUUUGAAAUUUGGGAUCCUUUUGUUUUUGUCUUGUAAUGGCUUGGAUAUUGUUUAAGUAUGUAUUUUCCCUUUUUAUUCUCUAGACAUUUUUCUUCAAUGAUAGUAAACCAGAUUAUUCGGUUCAAGCAAAUGCAAAUGUCAACGGUUUAUUCA
Messenger RNA from Mangifera indica (mango), 1473 nucleotides. Its product is annotated as 60S ribosomal protein L3-2. Gene Ontology annotation, cellular component: ribosome; cytosolic large ribosomal subunit. Gene Ontology annotation, molecular function: structural constituent of ribosome; RNA binding. Lineage: Eukaryota; Viridiplantae; Streptophyta; Magnoliopsida; Sapindales; Anacardiaceae. Gene Ontology annotation, biological process: translation; ribosomal large subunit assembly. The transcript is spliced from 6 exons. The record is from RefSeq and is a predicted model, not a curated record. The coding region runs from base 135 to 1304 and encodes 389 amino acids.